Messenger RNA from Trypanosoma grayi, 1188 nucleotides. Its product is annotated as mercaptopyruvate sulfurtransferase. NCBI's taxonomy places the organism in Eukaryota, Euglenozoa, Kinetoplastea, Trypanosomatida, Trypanosomatidae. Gene Ontology annotation, molecular function: thiosulfate-cyanide sulfurtransferase activity. Gene Ontology annotation, biological process: transsulfuration. The record is from RefSeq and is a predicted model, not a curated record. The transcript has a single exon. Bases 1 to 1188 code for a protein of 395 amino acids.
AUGAGCGCGAACACGAGUGUUCCCCCGAAGCAUCCCGGCAAGGUGUUUCUUGUCGUCGAAGACAUUGCGGACUGCCUCACGGACUACCAGGUGUUCGACGUGCGCUACAAUCUCAAGCUAACGGAGUACGGCAUGAACGAGUAUCUCAAGGCCCACGUCCCGCGUGCCGUGUUCGUCGAUGUGGACGAGCACCUCAGCGGGCCUCUCACGGGCACCACCGCGCGCCACCCUCUGCCGGACGUGCAUCUCUUCAUCGAGUGGUGCAAGGCGAAGGGUAUCGGCGCCGGAAAGCCCGCACUCUGCUACGACGAUGAGUGCGGCUCGAUGGGCGCCUGCCGCAUGUGGUGGAUGCUGCACGCACUAGGUGUCGAGGUGUACGUCUUGAACGGCGGGUUUCAGGCGUACCGUGCGGCGGGUCUCCCGGUGGAGACGGGGCCGCAGCAGGAGAAGCCGACACCAACAGCAAGCUGGCGGUACGGGACAGCCUUUGCACGGUCCCUCGCAAUCGAAGAGGUGCCAGCCAACGCCUUCCUGGUGGACGCACGCGUGACGGAGCGGUACGCCACAACAGUGCGCCCGUACGCGGCGGACACAAUGCCCGGCCACAUCGAGGACUCCGUGUGCGUGCCAUGGAACCUCAACAUCGUCUGCAACAACCAGGUCAAGUGCCUCAAGUCUGAGGAUGAGUGUCGCAGCAAUUUGCUCAAGGCUCUCUGCGGCGCCUGGGGUGCAGGCAAGCCGGACGUCUCCAACUGCGUCUUCUACUGCGGCAGCGGCGUCACGGCGGCGUUCAACAUCGCGCUGUUGUGCCACCUGGGCCUCGGGGAGCCGUUCCUCUACUGCGGGUCGUGGUCGGAGUACUCCGGACGCUUCGCCUUCGCCGUGACCCGCUCCAUCAUCCAAAAGCACGGCAUGUUCCUCAAGAUGCUCUCGCCGAAUCUCAGCGAGAACCCGAAGGCGGCAAUGAGCAACGCGGUCGUCACCGUCGACGGCGCCGUCGUGGAGGUCCCGGACGCGGAGNCCGAAUCUCAGCGAGAACCCGAAGGCGGCAAUGAGCAACGCGGUCGUCACCGUCGACGGCGCCGUCGUGGAGGUCCCGGACGCGGAGGUGGAGGCGGCGGUUGCCCACAUGCACGUCGGCGAAAAGGCGCAGGUGUUCUUCAAGAGCAGGCGGGUCGCCGUCAUUGA